AGGGGCUGGUACUCUCGCUGGUGGAGAUGCCAGUCGAUCUCCUCCUGUCGGAUGCCUCACGGAGGGAGCCGCUGCCCCCCGGACCUUGAGGAGCCCCGGGUCCCCGGCGAUGGGGGCGGCGGCGGAAUAAGGAGGAUCCCCCCGCCCCGCGACCCCCGCCCCGCCCCGCGCCCCGGCGCCGGCUCCGGAGCCUCCACCAUGCUGACCCGCCUGUUCAGCGAGCCCAGCCUCCUCCCCGACGUGCAGAAGUUCUCGGGCUGGCCCGACGGCGGCGGCGGCGGCGGAGGCGGCGGAGGCCAGGAGGACGAGGAGGACGACGAGGAGGAGGAGGCCGAGCCGCGGGUGGGCGACCAGGGCGAGCCGGCCGCCAAGCCCCCCGGCCCCCUGCGCGACGAGGCCCCGGCCGGCGGGGCCCCGAAGGACGAGGGCGAGCCGGGCGGCGAGGAGGACGACGAGGAGGAGGAGGAGGAGGACGGGGGCCUGGACGAGGCCGAAGGCGAGCGGCCCAAGAAGCGCGGGCCCAAGAAGCGCAAGAUGACCAAGGCCCGGCUGGAGCGGUCCAAGCUGCGGCGCCAGAAGGCCAACGCGCGGGAGCGCAACCGCAUGCACGACCUCAACGCGGCCCUGGACAACCUGCGCAAAGUGGUGCCCUGCUACUCCAAGACGCAGAAGCUGAGCAAGAUCGAGACGCUGCGGCUGGCCAAGAACUACAUCUGGGCCCUGUCGGAGAUCCUGCGCUCGGGCAAGCGGCCCGACCUGGUGUCCUACGUGCAGACUCUGUGCAAGGGGCUGUCGCAGCCCACCACCAACCUGGUGGCCGGCUGCCUGCAGCUCAACUCGCGCAACUUCCUCACCGAGCAGAGCCAGGACGGGGCCCGCUACGCGGGGGCCAACGCCUCCUUCGCCGUGCACCCGUACCCCUACCCGUGCCCGCGCCUGGCCGGGGGCCAGUGCCAGGCCGGGGGCCUGGGCGCCGCCUCCCACGCCCUGCGGACACACGGCUACUGCGCCGCCACCUACGAGAGCCUCUACGGCAACGCGUCGCCCGACUACAACAGCUCGGAGUACGACGGGCCCCUCAGCCCCCCGCUCUGCCUCAACGGCAACUUCUCCCUCAAGCAGGACUCGUCUCCGGACCACGAGAAGAACUACCACUAUUCCGUCCACUACUCGGCCCUGCCCGGCUCCCGGCCGGGCGGCCCGGGCCUGGUGUACGGCUCCUCGGCCAUGCGGGCCGGGGUCCACUCGGAAAAUCUCUUGCCUUACGAAGUCCACCUCCACCACGACCGAGCCCCCAUGUACGAGGAACUCAACGCCUUUUUCCAUAACUGAGAGCGGAGGCGGGUGGCGGCGGGGGCCCGGGCGCGCCACCCCAGCUCCUCUGCCUCUCCUCCCCUCCGCCCCGCGCCCCCUUCCCACGCGUCUCCCCUCCGGAGACUGGGAGGCGGGGGCGGAGGAGGGGGUUCCCCCCGCUUCGGUGGAGGGGGACGCUUCGAAGAUGGGGGAGGGCCAGUCCUCGGUCCCCAGAUCUCGGGCCGUCCCGCCGUGGCUCUUCUGUCCGUCGCCUCUCUCCAGCCGGAGACACCCACAUCCCUGAAAAACACAAAACCACACUCGAGGAGGGGAACCUGUCCUGCUCCACUCCCCCCGACCAAGCCUUGUCCCUUGAUACCCAGGUCCCCGGGGCCUCCAGGGUGGAGGAGCGGAGCCGGCGGAUGAGGGGGAAAUCGGGGCUCUUUUAUUUAUUUUUGACGAGAAACCAGGCAGGGCCGGAGAGGGAUGAAGUGGGAAACGGCCUCUCCCCUCCCGUCCUCUCGCCCCUCUCUGAGAGGUCAGUGUAGGAGCCGUGGGACUCGCCCCCCCAUCCCUCCCACUCCCCACUCCGUCCCAGGAUGCCGGAGCCGUGGGGGGAGGCCGACCCCGGAUCCCCGAGAGGGCCCGGGAGCGCUUAAACCAGAUCGAUUCUUGUUUGGAAAGCAAACCCGAAAAACGCAAACAAAUGCGGAAGCCCGAGGCCACAGCGAGGAGCGCGGCUGGGAAUAAGCGAGAACUUUUAGAAGCAAUAAAAGGCAAAAAAAAAAUAAUAAUAAUAAUAAAAAAGACUUAAAUAUCUAUGCAAAUAGGUACAGGCCCAGGCGAGCGCCCCGCCCCGGCCCGGAGCCCGGAGCCUGCGGUCUCCGGAGGCGGAGUUUUCCCAAAUGCACUUUUUUUUUUUGAGUUGAGGACGCGCCCUCCGCUUCCCUCCCCCGUAAUCUCCCCCAAUCUUCCCUCCU
This is a messenger RNA of Tachyglossus aculeatus (Australian echidna), 2273 nucleotides long. It is a transcript of the gene NEUROD2, whose product is annotated as neuronal differentiation 2. The record is from RefSeq and is a predicted model, not a curated record. The transcript has 2 exons. Gene Ontology annotation, molecular function: protein dimerization activity. Bases 52 to 1332 code for a protein of 426 amino acids. NCBI's taxonomy places the organism in Eukaryota, Metazoa, Chordata, Mammalia, Monotremata, Tachyglossidae. Gene Ontology annotation, biological process: regulation of DNA-templated transcription; nervous system development.